AUGUACAUCACCCUCUACUACAUAGUCACCCGGCUCCCUGACUCUCUCCGCGUAGUCAGGGACCACUUCCUCUCCGUUUGCCCCACCACUCUCACCGUUGACCUCCUCGAGAAGGCCCUCCUAGCGAUAGAGAAGAGCAUAGUUGCUGUAGGAGCCUCUUGUGGUGACCCUCGCACCCCCGUCUUUGAGGGGUGUUCUCCCUCCCCCCUCUUGCCCUCUGUUGCCUCUGCUGCUGCGGCCAACCUCGUUGGCUUUGACUCGGUCGGCGCUAUGUCUGCCCCGAGCGGGAGACCCCGCACCAGCAAGGGCAAGGGGGGAAAGGGCGCUGGAGGGGCUGGAGGGGGCGGUGGAGGUGGUGGUGGAGGCAGUGGAGGGAGUGGGGGUGGUGGUGGGAGUGGUGCCAGGGGUGGCGGCGGCAGCGGCAGCAGUGGAGGCGGUGGAGGCGGUGGUGGUGGCGGAGGGAGCGGAGGCGGCGGAGGGAGCGGAGGCGGCGGAGGUAGUGGAGGAGGCGGAGGUGGAGGAGGAGGCGGGAGUGGAGGAGGCGGCGGCAGCGGUGGUGGAGCGGGUCGCAACUCUGCGCAGAGGAGCGGGGUAACAUACUUUGAUCUUGAUUUUGAUGCUAUUCUUGCUGCCAUGUAUGCUGUUGAUACUAGUGUUGCGGGUGACUGUUACCUGUGUGUACCGCCUGACCCGGGCAUUGAGGCCGCUGCUCUAGGUACUGGUGAGGCUGCUGCUCUAGGUGCUAGUGCGUCUGCUGCCCCAGGGGCUAGUGCGUCUAAUGCCCCAGGUGCUGGUGAGUCUGCUCUCUCAGGUCUCUACCUCCCCUCGUUCUCUACGAACUUGGUGAGUGGAGUGGACCUACAGGAUAGGGGGGUUGACCAGUUCACUCCUGCGAGUCAGCAAGUGACCCACUGCACGUGUGCUCGGACAGGCCGACACUUGGCCACGUUCACCCGUCGGCCAGGGUCGAGCUUGUACACCCUUACUACUGAGUCCCCUCCGGCUGCUGAGUCUGGUCAGGUAUCUGCGUCGAGUCAGGUGUUUGCUGCGGCGUCCAGGUCUGGCCCUGAGUGUGCUCCCUGCUCGUGCCGUCUCCUGUCCGACCAGACUCUCCUUUGGCACCACCGCCUUGGUCACCACUCCUUGCCUCGUCUCCGAGGCAUGGCCUCCCGUGUCCUUGUCUCUAGUCUCCCUCGGUCUCUCCCUCCCCUUCCUCCGGGGCCUGGCCCUACCUGCGUCCCCUGCGUCGAGGGGCGACAGCGCGCCGCCCCUCACUCCUCCGAGUUUCCUCCGACAGAGGCUCCGCUUCAGACUCUCCACAUGGACGUGUGGGGCCCAGCCCGCGUCAGUGGGCAGGGGCGCGAGCGGUACUUCCUGCUGGUGGUUGAGGACUACUCGCUUUACACCGCAGUCUUCCCCUUGCGCAGCAAGGGUGACGUCACUGAGGUGUUGAUCGACUGGAUCUGCGCAGCUCGUCUCCAGCUUAGAGAGAGUUUCGGCUCGGACUUUCCUGUUCUGCGUCUGCACUCGGACAGAGGCGGGGAGUUUUCCUCUGCCCGUCUGGGAGCCUUCUAUCGUGCACAGGGCAUCCGCCAGACCUUCACGCUUCCGGCCUCUCCACAGCAAAAUGGGAUUGCUGAGCGCCGCAUUGGCAUGGUCAUGGACGUCGCUCGUACGUCCAUGAUGCAUGCGGCUGCCCCCCAUUUUCUGUGGCCGUUUGCGGUUCAGUACGCCGCACAUCAGCUCAACCUUCAGCCCCGGGUCUCCUUGCCAGAGACCUCCCCCGCCUCGCGGUGGACCGGGAAGGUUGGCGAUGCGUUUGCGUUUCGGGUCUGGGGAUCUCGGGCGUUUGUCCGCGACUUGUCUGCGGACAAGCUGUCCCCCCGUGCUGUUCCCUGCGUCUUCCUUGGCUUCCCCCCUGACGCGCCUGGGUGGCAGUUUUACCACCCCACCUCGCGCCGUGUUCUGUCCUCCCAGGACGUCACCUUUGACGAGUCGGUGCCUUACUACCGUCUCUUCCCCUACCGCACUGCGCCUCUCCCCCCGCCGCCACUCUUCCUUGCACCAGGUCCUCCCCCGGUAGACCCCCUCCCCCCUCAGGGUCCUGCCCCGUCAGGUGUGUCCCAGGUAGACGCAGUCGAGCCUGUCGAGGUAGCUGUUGGCUCUAGUGCUGCUAGAGGUGCUGGCCUGCAGGUGCCGGCCUGGGGGUGCUGA
This is a messenger RNA of Closterium sp. NIES-65, 2214 nucleotides long. The record is from the annotation of a GenBank genome assembly. Lineage: Eukaryota; Viridiplantae; Streptophyta; Zygnematophyceae; Desmidiales; Closteriaceae.